AGAACAGGAGGUCAUCCAAUAAUAUUGUGUUAACGCUGGUAGUUAAACAUCAAAUUGUUUGAGAGGUGAAAAAAUUACCUGUAGUUUAAACAGGAAUACUUUCGCCUUACGAGAGCGUACAAUAUUUUGGAAUAUUCACUACAGUUUUCUUUAUAGAAUCUUUAGAUCUUAUUAUUUCUUGGAGUAUUGUUUCGUCCGAGUCUGUCACUCGGGAUUAAUUAUAGCGUCGGGAGCUCCCUGCAGCGAGUGUCUCUGCCCAGGUAACUCCUGCCACGUUUAACGAUCGGGUGGGGUGGUGUCACUUAGGGAAGUUGGUAUCAAGAAUCACAAUGGAAUAGAUUGCUAUUUCUUACCCCGUUUUUCAUCACUUGAUAGAGAGGAUUACUGAUCAUUCGGAUUAUCAAGUGAAAACAGCUUGGAUUCUCACCAUGGGCAACAAAGUAACUGUCUACUACGACUACCUGUUCCCCAUGAUUCAGACAGAAAUACACGGAAGUAACGGAUCAAACCGCACAAUCUCAAAUGUGACAUGUGACCCGUCGAUCAAGAAUGCAGAUGAGGUAUUCCGAAGCAUAUUGCUGGAUCGUCAAAGCGCACAGAUAUUGUUUAACUUCAUAGUCAAUACAAUUUUAGUAGGAUCUAUAUGUUUGCUCGGAUUCGUCGGAAAUGCGUUGUCUUUUAUAGUUCUGCGCAAUGACCGGUCGAAAUCAACCACAAAUUUCCUCCUUCAGGGUUUAGCAGUGACUGAUACAACGUUGCUACUUGAUUGUGUGUUGUAUAUAACGAUAUCCCCGAUUUAUCCAUAUACGGGGAAAUUAGGCGCAUUUUUUCAUUUGCAUCCGUACAUUUUGCCAUAUCUUCUCCCUUGUGGCAUUAUGGCGCAGACCCUGACAAACUGGUUUGUUGUGCUAGUGACGACAGAACGUUACAUUGUUGUGUGUUGGCCUUUUCAUGCGCCGCGUUGGUGUACCAUCCCCAUAGCAAAGUUAUCCAUUUUUAUGGUGACAGUCAUGGCUAUAGCAUAUAAUCUGCCAAGAUUCUUUGAAUGGAAUAUACUAGUCGAAAAGGAUAUAUGCACUAACUUCACCAUUGCAAAGCCGGUACAAAGUCCACUUCGUGCCAAUCUUACAUACAAAAUAAUAUACCGUGUAGGAUCCUAUGUCAUUUUCAUCGCCAUUGGGCCCAUGAUUAUUCUCAUUGUGCUCAACAUUAAACUGAUUCUAGCCUUACGGAAGGCCACCAAGGAACGAAUCCAGCUGACAAAAGGGAAGCAAAGUCAAGCAAGUAAUACGACUAUUAUUGUUGUGGUUGUAUCUGUGUUCAUCAUAUGCCAGACCCCAGCGCUGGUUCAUCAGAUCCUUGAAGCAAACGAUGUCAAAGUGAAUGACAGUGUCACCUCAUACACCACAUCGCUAGGUAACAUGUUAGUCGUUUUCAACUCAAGUGUUAACUUUUUCAUCUACUGUUUAUUCGGGCAAAAGUUUCGCCGAAUUCUGAAGCGGAUUGUCUGUAGGAAUCGCUCCAUUGUUGCCAUUAUGUCACUGUUCAACAAGCACAUCACGCCCCCAAGUGAAAAUAGUAUGUUCCAGACAGCCGAGUUCAGCCAAAUAACAACCCAGGAUCAUGACCAUCAUGUUGAUUGUGUGUGACAAAUAAACAGGACAAUCCGAAUAUUUUCAAAUAGUGAGUGGCUGAAUCGAGGUUAGUGGUGGUUUUUUUUCUGGAGAAUAGCUCCGACUUUUUGCAGCAGAUUUCUUAAAACACUCUUGUAUUACAUGUUAUUGUCCUUGCAUGCAUUAUAUUUUCUAAAAGGCAAACGUUGAAAGACCGGUUAUUCAUAGAGCAUAUUUCCAUUUCACUGCACUGCACUUAAAAUCUGUGGUGAUUACACUCCUCAAAGAUAGCUCUCAUUGAAAACAGCAGAAUAUGGAAAAGUCCCAUUUCAGAAUGACCAAAAGAGCAGUUCUGAAUGAAAAGAUGUCAUCUUAACAGUUUUGUGUCAUCCCAAUUCCUGGGAUAAGGGUUCAAGUUUCUCAUGGAAAAUCUCCAAUAUGUUCGAUGUGGGAUUUUAAAAGCUCCUUCCCGGCAGAAUAGGUAAACUGUCAAGAAGAACACCAAGUUACUUCAUCUUAUAAGUUUUUCUGCUGAAAAAAUAACCAAUAAUUGCUUGUCACAUUGACAACUUGGACAACAACAGCGAUGAAAACGUCACUUAGUACACUUUUUACAAAGCCAGAGAAUGUAUGCCUAUUAAAGUUACCGUAACUACAUGUAAUGGCCAUUAUUGAUUAUCAAUUAUGCCGGGGAAAGAGUCAAGAUGAGGUUUAUUUCCAUAUGCAAAUGAUGCCAUUUAUUGCAAAUGAUUGUCAUUUUUUAUCAUGGUAGUUAAAGCAUCCAGAUGUUUGCACAAGAAACUGAAUUGUUGCGAAGUGAAAAAAGUAACAGAAUAUUAUCACAUGUUGAUUUAAAACAUAAAUAUCUUCUUCCAUUUUUUUCAGUUUAUCUCUACCAUUUGAUUUAUGACAAGACAUACUAGUUUUUACUAACAUCAUCACCACCAUCAUCAUCAUCAUCAUCAUCAUCAUCAUCACCACCACCAUUAUCAUCACCACCACUUUCAUCAUCAUCCUCAUCCUAAUAAUCUUCAUCAUCUUUAUCACCAUCAUCAUCAUUAUCAUAAUCAUAUCAGACUGGGUAGGAAAUUUUUGGAUAGCAUACUAAUACUGUUGGAGAGAGUUCCUUCGUUUCUCAUAUGAGGAAUUGUCAUCCACACAUUUACUUACUCUAACGUAGUUCCGAUAUAGAUAUUAAUCAUUAAUAUGGGUUCUUAAUGAUACAGAUGCUUCCUUAGAUGUCUACUUAAAGCCGCAAUUUUAUCAACAUAUUUGAGGAGAGUAUUACAAACAUUAUAAGAUGCCAUUCCAUCAUAUUACUUGACCUAUAGAUAACUCAGUUGCAUGUUGUGUUGGCGCAAGUGGCUGAACACCACUGAACUUACGAACCUAAUCUGGGCAAGCAAAGUGCCAUACACAUUCUCAUUAA
Molecule: messenger RNA, 3042 nt
Organism: Lineus longissimus
Lineage: Eukaryota; Metazoa; Nemertea; Pilidiophora; Heteronemertea; Lineidae
Product: FMRFamide receptor-like
Exons: 2
Coding region: 429-1649 (406 amino acids)
Biological process (GO): G protein-coupled receptor signaling pathway
Cellular component (GO): membrane
Molecular function (GO): G protein-coupled receptor activity
Source: RefSeq, a predicted model, not a curated record